UCUCUCUCUCUCUCUCUCUCUCUCUCUCUGUGCUCUACCCUGUAUGUAUGUGUAAAAGCUGCCAUGUGUGGGUGUGUGCGUUUGUGAUAGAGACGACUGGGGGGCCGGAAAGGUCGAGGAGGGGGCGGGCGGCGGCGGCGGCGGGCAAGGAGGAAGGACCGGGUCUGGUAUUCCUAGGAAAGACGAAAUGGCGACGGGAGUCGGGACACACAAGGACAAGACAAGACAGGCCGCAGGCCAUGUAGGCGCGGCGCCCGCAGUGGAGACCCUGCAAUGUUGGACUUGGACUGAAGAUUAUUGUGUAUUCUACCAUGAAAGCGGGAGUUCAAGGCGCUACGUUUGCUCAGACUGGGCUCGCUCUUUUCUCUGCUUCUCUUGUAUUCUUCCUCAUCUUCUUUCGGACGAGCUCGCGCUCUUACGCCCUCGCGAUUAGAGAGAUCCAAUCCUCGCUAUUAGCCUCGCGCUUUUGCACAGGCCAUCGUGCAGCAUUAAGACGGGAUGACGGGAGGAAGAGGGACACGCUCAUCGCUGCGAAAAAGAAGAGGGCCGGGAAGGAGGGGCGCCUGCACCUUGCGAAUACCGUGCACAAUUGCUGCAGAGAUAAGGAGCAUCCGCACCCGGUCGUACAACGAGGCGCAAGCACGGCCCAAGGCACGUUCGAAGCCAUGAUCCUGCAGUGCCUUCCUGACUUCCAUUUACGCAGUACGUAUGUACUUCGUCGUGCUACCCUCCUCAGGCGCCAUGCAGCAAAGGCUACGACGGAUACGCAUAAGGACUGGGCUCUCUCAUCUCGUCCCAUCGUCACGAGCAAGCAGACGUCGUUUGCAGCACAUAUCAUCGCAGUGUUUUGUGGCGUCUCGUCUAGGCCCUCCCAUGUGCGGCUCGACCGUCAUUGUCGGCAAGUAGUGUACGCCUCUCCCAUCUAUCUGAAGUUCAGCUACGAUGACAUGCCAUUAUCUCCAAAGUCUAGGGCAGCCGGCCGAAAACUGACAGGUCGAGGCAUGUUAACUAGCUCAGCUCAACUGGGACGUGCAAUGUCCAGCAAGAGAAUCAGGAAAAUCCCAUACAACUCAAGACUCCAGUCAGUUAUGGAUACCGUGCUCCAGUUCGAAGCGCUGUUCCUUGCAAAAAAGAGACAACUCGCACACCUGAAAAGUGAGAACAGGUUGUGUGCUGUCUUGGCCAAGCCAGGAGAGGCAGCGAGCUAUGGGGCAUGGGGCAAAGCCGCAAAGGGCCUGUCUUGCCUGGCUGGCGAGCGCAGGGGUCCAAGACAGAUGGAUGGGCAAGGAUGGCCGAUGUUUGGCCCGUGCUGCGGCUACGAGUUCAAGAUUCGAAAAAAGAGUGCGAGACAAAAUCUUGAGCGACAGGCCGCAGAGCUUGGCUUGGCCGCUUGAGAGGUUGACAAGACUCCAGCGAAAAACAGAGAAGCGAGCUGGCCAAAUCCUCACCAUCCAUCCCGACAAAGGUACGUACUGCUCUAGUUUCUGAGGGUCAAAGCGGGGACAACGGGACCACGACUGGGGGCCGGGGCAGGGGCAGAUGAAAGCAGGAGCAAGGGCAAGGGCAGCAGCUACGGAGAAAGGGAACGAGGG
This is a messenger RNA of Colletotrichum godetiae, 1592 nucleotides long. RefSeq lists its product as uncharacterized. The transcript has 5 exons. Bases 312 to 1394 code for a protein of 360 amino acids. The record is from RefSeq and is a predicted model, not a curated record. Lineage: Eukaryota; Fungi; Ascomycota; Sordariomycetes; Glomerellales; Glomerellaceae.